Molecule: messenger RNA, 4072 nt
Organism: Zootoca vivipara (common lizard)
Lineage: Eukaryota; Metazoa; Chordata; Lepidosauria; Squamata; Lacertidae
Source: RefSeq, a predicted model, not a curated record
CCUUGACGGAACAAAGUCCUGUCAUAAAGCAAGCAGUUAUGCACUUGCAUAAAUAGCCCUCCCGUUCCAUUAGUCCUUUCUGUGGGACAGGAGUAAGUGGCAGAAGCAAAGAUGGUGUUCACUCAGUGGCUUCUUCUGUUGGCAUUACAAUUCCUAUGUGGGGCGACGGGUACCAUGGUAAAGCUCAACAGCGGUGGGUUUGAAGACAUUGUCAUUGCAAUCAAUCCUGCAGUAGCUGAAGACAACAAAAUUGUUGACAACAUAAAGGAUAUGCUUAAAGAGGCAUCUGCUUACCUCUUCAAUGCCACAGAACAAAGAUUUUAUUUCAAGUCUGUAAAAGUUAUAAUUCCUUUGAAAUGGGCAACAAAAAUUGAAUAUGGAAGAGUAGCUACAGAAUCCUAUGACAAGGCAGAUGUCAUAGUGGCAGAACCUUACCUGAAAUAUGGAGAUGAUCCCUACACCCUACAGUAUGGCGGAUGUGGGGAAUCUGGGCGAUACAUUCAUUUCACUCCUAAUUUCCUGACAAAUGACAGUUUGCAUGCUGUUUAUGGAUCACGAGGCAGAGUGUUUGUUCAUGAAUGGGCUCAUCUCAGAUGGGGAGUCUUUGAUGAAUAUAACAAUGAUUCACCUUUCUAUACUACUGGGAUAAAGCAAGCUGAAGCAACAAGAUGCUCUGCUGGUGUCACUGGUCAAUAUAGAUUCCCAAUUAGCCCAGGAAAAACAAGAAAAUGCAAAGUUGAAAGCCGAACUCAGCUGUAUGAAGCUGGAUGCCAGUUCAUUCCAGACAAAAUGCAGACUGCUCAAGCAUCUAUAAUGUACAUGCAAAGUCUCUCUUCAGUUACUCAGUUCUGUAAUGAAAGCAACCAUAACAUUAAAGCAACAAAUAUGCAGAAUAAACUGUGCAACUACAGGAGCACCUGGGAAGUAAUUAAGAAUUCUCCUGACUUUAAGAGUUCAACUCCAAUAAAUGCCCCUCCACCUGAUCCCACUAUCUCCUUGCUGCAAACAGGAGACAGAGUUUUGUGCCUAGUACUUGAUGUUUCUGGAAGUAUGACUUUGAGCAAUCGCAUCAACCGACUGAAGCAAGCAGCAGAAAUAUUCCUCCUACAGAUUAUUGAAGCAGGAUCCUGGGUUGGAAUUGUCACAUUCAAUGAUUUAGCAGAAAUUAAGUCUGAUUUGCAACUGAUCAGCAAUGACAGUGUGCGCCAAAAUCUUACAGCCUUACUUCCUACCACAGCUGGUGGAGGAACGACCAUAUGUCUUGGAGUGCGAACAGGAUUUCAGGUGAUUUUAAAAAAGUAUCCAAAUACCAAAGGCUCUGAAAUCGUGCUCUUGACAGAUGGAGAAGAUGGCGGUAUAAGCUCUUGCUUUAGUGAUGUUGAAAAUAGUGGGUCCAUAAUUCACAUAAUUGCUUUGGGACCAAAUGCUGCAAGAGAACUAGAAAUGUUGGCAGAUAUGACAGGAGGUUUGAAAUUUUCUGCCACUGACAGGUUGGAUUCCAAUGGCCUCAUACUUGCUUUCACUGGAAUUUCUUCAGGAAGUGGAGAUAUCAGUCAACAAUCAAUUCAGCUUGAAAGUAAAAGUCAUAGCGUCGGUUCUGGAAGGUGGUUUGAUGGUAUUGUAACAAUUGAUAAAACAGUGGGAAAUGACACUUUCUUCGUUGUUACAUGGAGCACAAGCAUAUAUUCACCAGGAAUUCUUCUGAUAGAUCCCAAAGGAAAGAAGUACAGCCACAACAACUUUGUCAUUGAUAAUACAAAUGUCCGAACAGCUCGACUCAGUAUUAGUGGAACUGCAGAGGUGGGAGACUGGGAGUAUUCAUUUCAGAAUACACAUUCAAAAGAGCAAAUCAUAUCAAUAACGGUAACCAGUCGAGCAGCAUCUGUAUCUGUGCCUCCAGUUCUUGUGAAGCCCUAUAUGAAUCAAGAUAACAAUAGAUAUCCUAAUCCAAUGGUCAUAUAUGCAGAAAUCAGCCAAGGUUUCUUACCUGUUAUUGGUGCAAAUGUCACAGCCAUAGUUGAAGAUGAGAAAGGAAAAACUGAAGAACUUGAGCUUUAUGACAAUGGUUCAGGUGCUGAUAUUCUCAAGCAUGAUGGAAUCUACUCAAGGUAUUUCACAUCAUUCACACAGGAUGGUAGAUACAACUUAAAAGUGCGUGUCCAAGGGAAAGACAAGGAUGUCAGACUGGUCCCUAGACAGAGUCAAGCACUCUAUAUACCAGGUUUUGUGGAAAAUGGUGUAAUAAAAAUGAACUCACCAAGACCUGAAGCUACCGAGGAUGAAAUCCAAGCAAACCUAGGAAGUUUCAGCAGAGUUGCAUCUGGUGGUUCUUUUGUGGUAUCAGGAGUUCCUAAUACAAAACCCCCAGAUGUCUUUCCACCCUGUCAAAUCACUGACCUCGAGGUGGAGCUAGCUGCCGAUGAUGAUGAAUUCCUUUUGUCAUGGACAGCUCCUGGGAAUGACUAUGAUGUCGGACAAGCUGAACGAUAUGAAAUAAAAAUGAGUGAAAAUCCCUUGGAAUUAAGAGAUACAAGUUUUGAUAGUGCCACUUCUGUGAACACUACUGGACUGACAGUGGAAGUCGCUGGGGUUAAACAAUCUUUUCAGUACAAGUCGGAAAAGUUAACGAAAGAAAAUGGCUCCUCCAUCUACUUUGCCAUUCGUGCCAUUGAUGGCAGCAACAAUGCUGGGAAACCAUCUAAUGCAGCAAGAGCAGUUGUGGUUUUUUCCACAUUGCCAACUACUCCCAUUUCUUCAACCACUUCCACUGCUCACAUAACUUCCACUAAUGUGAAACCCACUGGUGCUAAUGAUCCUGAGAGCAGUGUGAUAAAUGACACAACCAAAAUCGUGAUCAUUGUAUGUGCUUCUGUGAUCAUUAUUUGUGUUAUUGUAAGUAUAACCAUCUGUGUUGUACAUAAGCGAAGAAACAGAAGUCCCCAGACUGGAAUGUAAUACAACUACAAUGUUGGAGGAGCAUCUAAUAUAGCAAAGGCAGUUAUGAUUGUUUCUCCAUUACUUGGAGCUACAAGUCCAAACAACAUUUAUACCACUCCUUCUAAUGUAUAAUUCUAUUCCUAACACUUGUGAUAAUAGUAUGUACCUCUGCAGUUAUUAUUUGUGCAUUUGCAAAUCUAACAGUGAAGAUACCGAAGCCCUAGAACUUCUGAGACUGGAAUGUAAUAAUUAUAUAUUAACUUUUAGGAGUCAUUUAUCCUAAAUUAUACAAUGGAGAAAGAGAGUAUAUUCCUCUUUCUCCAUUGUGUAAUUAUAUAAUUAGUUACAUGAUUUUAAAUAGAACGCCUUCUGUAUCUGAUUAUGGUUUAUUUCAUGGUUUCCAAAAAUUCUAAAUGGUAAUGUAUACACACAAAGCUUGAAUAAUAGAUUAAUAUUAUCUAUUGUAAACAAUGAAAGGUAGAUUACAUUAUUAUUGUAUGUUCAUACCCUGUAACAUUUCAUAGAUGAAAAGAAACACAUCUGUGUUCAAUAAGACUUACUCCCAGGUUAGUGAUUGCAGCCUAAAAUAGAUUAGAAUCCCUGAUUCACCUAUAAAAAUGCACUAUAAAAGUUGUAUUGCCUUCUUACUUUUUGACAGCAGCGCACAAACUGGUAAGGGGAGAAUGGUGAAAAAUUAUUAAAGAAGAAGAUUCCAUGGAGAAGACUGGAACAAUUUUAUUUAUGUUUUCUGAUAAAAGGAAAGAAAAGUGGUCCACCGUCACCAUGAUUAGGAUACUGUGCUAUGGACUCCCCCUCUCUCAUGUCAUGCCCUAAGCAGCCAUCUUACAUACACAAGCCCAUACACAAAUAAUCUCUUAACUUCAACUGGUAGGUUGAUUUGAAGAGGUGCUAACUGAGGGGCUCAUGCUACAUGGCUGACAUGAAGAACUGCACCAGGGCCGGAUCUUAUUGGUGGGCUGCCCUCUCUCCCUGUUAAGUUUCAAAAAAGAAAUCAACCACCUGGUUACCAAAACUGCCAAUUAAGGAUCUUAGAAUUGUAGCGUUCUCCUCUAAAGUUUCAGUAUCACCUUAUCUACGCUCACACACUUAUAAUUGAUGCAAUGCUCAGAACCGG